Messenger RNA from Tetranychus urticae (two-spotted spider mite), 480 nucleotides. The record is from RefSeq and is a predicted model, not a curated record. Lineage: Eukaryota; Metazoa; Arthropoda; Arachnida; Trombidiformes; Tetranychidae.
GUUACGAUUGAUAACAGUGAAGAUCCUAAAAAACGUCUCGGUGGUGGACCAAAUGAUGCAAAAGAAAUCAUGGUUCAUGCAUUUUUUUCCGGAAUCAAUUGGGAAGAUGUCCUUGCAAAAAAGGUUAUUCCUCCAUUCAAACCAGCUGUUACUUCUGAAACUGAUACCAGAUACUUCGACUCUGAAUUUACUGGGGAAUCAGUUAAAUUAACACCUCCAGGUCCUAACAAUUUAAAUUCCAUAUCGGAAGAGGAAGAAUUGCCUUAUUUCCAACAAUUCUCCUACCAUGGCAGCGCAGGAGCUUGUUAACAAUGUACGAUCACGGGCCAAGGUUGGGCUUAACAAUCCUUUUAAAAACGAACCAGCGUAACACAAGCAAAAUUUAUAUACAAAAACUUUACCCUUUUCUUCCACCAAUCACACUGUUAAUUACUUAUAACGUGAUAUAAUAUUAAUAUACACACACGUACACUCAAUCAA